CACAGCAGUAUGGGCUCAGAAGACAAACGCAACCUCAUCAUCGUCUCUAACCGGCUUCCUUUAUCCGUCAAGCGGGUUGAUGGUGCCUUUGAGUCAUCGCUGUCUAGCGGAGGCCUCGUCACAUCCUUGUCUGGGCUGACCAAGUCGACGCAGUUCCAAUGGUUCGGCUGGCCAGGGAUCGAAGUCAAAGAUACCAAGGAUCGGGAGGAAGUAUGCAAGAGCCUGGGCGAGCACAACGCGAUCCCAAUUUUCCUCGAUAGUGGAUUGGCACAUGAGCACUAUAACGGGUUUUCUAACCGCAUUCUCUGGCCAAUCCUCCACUAUCAGUCUGGCGUCACCUUUGAUGAUGGUCCAUGGCAGGCCUACCGGCGGGUCAACGAGCUGUUCGCCGACGCGAUUGCCGAUGCUGCCGAUGGUGGAACACUGAUCUGGGUGCACGACUAUCAUCUAAUGCUCCUGCCUGAGCUCCUGCGUGAGAGGCUGAGGCAGCAGGGCAAAGCAUGUGCCAUCGGAUUCUCUCUCCACACUCCGUUCCCGGCAGGCGACUUCUGGAGAAAUCUCCCUGUGCGCAAGCAUCUGAUUGAGGGGCUAUUGUCAAGCGACCUGCUCGGAUUCCACACGGACGAAUAUAAACAAAACUUUAUUGAUACCUGUGCCAGUCUGCUCGGGGCCCGCACCCAAAUCCCAAAUCAAAUCGAGUAUAAGAACCGGCUGGUCUGUACGGAUAAGUUCAUCGUCGGGAUUGACCCCCAGAAAUUCACCGACACCCUUCAAAAGCCCGAGGUCCAGGAUCGCAUCAAGACCCUGCAAGAGCGAUACCGGGGUGUCAAGGUGAUUGUGGGCGUUGACCGCCUGGACCAUAUCAAGGGCCUCACGCAGAAGCUGAAAGGGUUUGAUGCGUUCUUGGACGAUAACCCGGAUCUGCGUAACAAGAUUGUGUUGUUCCAGGUGGCCGUGCCUAGCCGGGAGGAUGUUAAGGAGUAUCAGGAGCUAGAAACAGAACUUAGCACGAUGGCAGGUAAGAUCAAUGGCAAGCAUGCAACCCCGGAGGGCACACCGCUACUCUAUAUGCACCGCUCGGUCCCAUUCACCGAGCUGACCGCGCUGUACGCCGUCGCCGACGUGUGUCUGCUGACCUCCACCCGCGAUGGUAUGAACCUGGUGUCGUUCGAAUAUGUGGCCUGCCAGGAAAAGAAACACGGAGUGCUGGUCCUAUCCGAGUUUGCCGGAGCUGCCUCGUUCAUGCGCGAGGGGAGUAUUCCAUUCCACCCCGCCAACAAAACUGAAAUGUCCGAGGCCAUCUACCGGGCACUGAAUUUGGACAAAGAAGAGCGGAAGCGCAAGUAUGAGUAUCUGCGGGACUUUGUCAACACGAACACCAGUGCGAAAUGGGGACAGACCUUUAUUGACAAGCUGUCGCACCGCUGUCGCCGACCGGGAGAUCCAUGCUGA
Messenger RNA from Penicillium alfredii, 1452 nucleotides. RefSeq names its product trehalose-6-phosphate synthase. The transcript is spliced from 5 exons. Gene Ontology annotation, biological process: cellular response to heat; trehalose biosynthetic process. The annotation marks the transcript as partial. The record is from RefSeq and is a predicted model, not a curated record. Lineage: Eukaryota; Fungi; Ascomycota; Eurotiomycetes; Eurotiales; Aspergillaceae. Gene Ontology annotation, molecular function: catalytic activity. Gene Ontology annotation, cellular component: alpha,alpha-trehalose-phosphate synthase complex (UDP-forming); cytosol.